ACUCCGUAGUCCGUCAUCCGCCCAGCCAAAAAUAGCUUUUGUCUGACACUUUAGUCCUACUCCCUUUUUCACACACCACACGCACUGAAGGAUUCUCUCUGCCGCUUGCUGCUGAUCUUCUUGUUCCUUCAGAAUGUCUAAUAGGCACACUAUUAUUCUCAUGCAAACAUCUCAGCACAGAGCGACUCGUACUUUCAUGGAUUAUGAGUCAAUCAGUCAAGCAAUGGAUGGAAUAUGUGGACUAUAUGAACGUAAACUCAAGGAGCUAAAUCCAGCCUUGAGAAAUAUCACAUAUGAUAUCUUGGAUCUUUACAAUUUCAUUGACGGACUUGCUGAUAUGAGCGCCUUAGUCUAUGAUCACUCAAUCCAGGCUUACCUACCAUAUGAUCGACAAUGGAUCAAGCAGAGGACAUUACAACACUUGAAGAAACUGGCUCAUUAGUUUCUACCAUUGAGAUAAAUGUCUAAAUUGGGAUAUUGUAGUGAAGACUGGAAUUUGUCUAGUUGGACCAUCCACCAUUCCAGUCCUCCGUUUUGAAACUUUUCUAUCUCAUAUUUCCUUCUUGUGGAAAUACAAUGACGCUAGUGGCAUUUGACCUCGUCUAGUAUCGUGUUGCUACCUAAGCACUUUGGUAACUUUGCAUCACCUCCUUGAGAGUUGCUCCUGUUGGCAUCAUCUCUAGCCUCAAUGCAUAAAGUAUUGUGUAUUUUUAAGCCCAUGUUUCUUGAACAAGUUCACUCUGUCCCUUGGGAUUGGAAUGUUUAUCAGUCUAUCUUAGAUGUUAUGUUAGAGUAAA
This is a messenger RNA of Sesamum indicum (sesame), 797 nucleotides long. RefSeq names its product enhancer of rudimentary protein. The record is from RefSeq and is a predicted model, not a curated record. NCBI's taxonomy places the organism in Eukaryota, Viridiplantae, Streptophyta, Magnoliopsida, Lamiales, Pedaliaceae.